AUGUGGAGACAUCGAGUUCUAGGAUCGGUGGCCCUGCUCUUGUUGCUACUCACCCUCGUCCAACCGUUUACUCUGAACCAGAUCGCGGAAGACGCGCCGCCACCGCUCGGAGGCAUCGAGGAUCCGCCGGGGCCAGAGAAGGUGUACGGAGGCAUCGAGGACUGGCCGGGGGCAGAGAACGACCUCGGCGUCGUCGACCUCGCCCACUUCGCCAUCUCCGAGCACAACAGCAACACCAAUGCUGUGCUGGAGUUCCGGAAAGUGGUGAAGGUGAAGCAGCAAGUUGUUGCAGGCUGGAUGUAUUACAUUACAAUUCAGGUCAAUGAAGGCGGGGCAAAGAAGAUGUAUGAAGCCGAGGUGUGGGAGCGGCCAUGGCUGGAUUUCAAGGAGCUCGUGGAGUUCAGGCCGGCAGAGGGCGCCUCUGCGAGAGCUUAA
Triticum aestivum (bread wheat) is the source of this 435-nucleotide messenger RNA. Its product is annotated as cysteine proteinase inhibitor-like. The transcript has 3 exons. The record is from RefSeq and is a predicted model, not a curated record. Gene Ontology annotation, molecular function: cysteine-type endopeptidase inhibitor activity. Lineage: Eukaryota; Viridiplantae; Streptophyta; Magnoliopsida; Poales; Poaceae. The coding region runs from base 1 to 435 and encodes 144 amino acids.